Staurois parvus is the source of this 694-nucleotide messenger RNA. Lineage: Eukaryota; Metazoa; Chordata; Amphibia; Anura; Ranidae. The record is from the annotation of a GenBank genome assembly.
CUGAUCCAGCCUGACGAUCCUAUUAGGCCAGUUGACUCGAUGCCCGCUGUUGAUCCAGAUGAUCCGGUACCUGAUCCGGUGCCCGCUGUCGAGCCAAAUGACCUGAUGCCUGGUGACCCGAUGCCCGCUGUCGAGCCAGACAAUCCGGUACCUGAUGACCCGGUGCUCACUGUCGUGCCUGUUGACUCGGAGCCCACUGCCUUGCCAGAUGACGCGGUGCCCGCUGUCAAGCCAAAUGACCUGAUGCCUGGUGACCCAGUGCCCGCUGUCCAGCCAGACGAUCCAAUGUCUGACCCAGGGCCCGCGGUCAUACCAGUUGACUCGGCGCCCACUGCCUUGCCAGAUGACGCGGUGCCCGCUGUCGAGCCAGACAAUCCGAUGACGCGGUGCCCGCUGUCAAGCCAAAUGACCUGAUGCCUGGUGACCCGAUGCCCGCUGUCCAGCCAGACGAUCCAAUGUCUGACCCAAUGCCAGCGGUCAUCCCAGUUGACUCGGAGCCCACGGUUGUGCUUGGUGACUCGGUGCCCGCCGCCCCGCCUGGGGGCCUGAGACCUGUCGCUCCUCCUGGGGGUCCGGCGCCCGCCGCUCCGCCUGAGGGCCCGAGAGACCUGUCGCUCCAUCUGGGGGUCCGGCGCCCGCCGCUCCGCCUGAGGGUCCGAGACCUGUCGCUCCGCCUGGGGGUCCGGCGCCCGCC